CUCAGUCUCAGCACCUGAGUCCAAGUCCAGACUCAGCUGAGCUUGUCGAAUAUUACAUGAUUUCAACCAGUCUCUGACUCAGUCUCAACGUUGAGCCUGAGUCCGAUUCCGCAAUAUUUAUACUUGCAUGAACGUAAGUGGCCAUUGUUUACUUUUUCAAGCGUUAUCGUUCUUGAACUUUGCUCAGAAUUUCUAGACGCAUAUUACCGAUGUAGUCAAAAUCAGAUACCUGUACAAUGCAAGCGCCUGAGUGACUUUCGGCUGUGUUUGAUGUAAAAUGUCGCUAGAAAAACAAAGGACGACCUGGGAUGAAAAAGAGCGACUGUGUGCCGUGCGGCUAGUGAUUGAACAGUACGACAUGUUAUAUGGAGGAUUUGCCGACGGAAUCACAUUCAAAGAAAAGUCGGGCGCCUGGAAUAAGGUGGCCGAUGACUUGAAUGCAUCAAGCAAUGUAAAGCCAACACCUGCAGAGGUUAAGAAAUUGUUCCAGAAUGUGAAAAGUAGAGCCAAGAAAAAGUAUAACGAAAAAAUCGCCACUGGUGGCGGUCCAGUUGGCAAGAUUACACUGGCAGAGGAAAUUGUCCUUGAAUUUCUCACGGACAAGCCCCAACUCAUAGGGAUCCCAGGAGGGAUAGAAUCUGGAGUGAUAGAGCCUGUGGAAGAUGCUGGCAGUGUUGCAGAUUUGGUUGUGCAACAAGCACCAAUGACAGAGAGUAAGCACAUCAGCCCGCAUCAAGAAACAGUGUCAGUUCAGGCCAUUGAACAUCCAAGUGUGUCCCAUGAACACCCUGAUGAACCCAGAGUGAUGCAGACAAAUACAAAGAAACUGAAACCAUUUGUCGUAGGAAGUGCAUGGAUAGGAUUGAGCUCACCGAGGAGCUUCAUGACCUUGAAGUUUCCCGAGCAAGAAAGGAGAUUGAACUUUUAGAUUUAAAAAUAGCUCAACAACGUGAACUUUUCCAAUUGAAAAAAUCUGUUCUGGAGAAUGCCAUGCGAAAUGCUAACAUGGAUUUCAACAUUACUUUUCCAGGAUUACGAAAUGAAAGUUACAAUUUUUCAUAAGAUCUCUUUUUGAAUGCAGUAUAAAUUGUUAAAGCUGCACUCUCACACAUUUACCAUUUUUACAACUUUUUCAUGUUUUGUCUUGGAAAGGACAAAUUUUUGCGUAUUUUUCUGCAAACAAGUGAUAUAAGAUUGCUCUCAAAAAAAUAAUUAGAUCAUUGAUUUCAAUAUUUCUGUUCAAAAAUUAAUAUUUCAUGGCUUAAAUGCAUAAAACAUCAAUUUUUGCACUUGAUUAUAAAAAUAUGCGAUCUAAUUUUUGUCAUGAAUCUCAUAUAACUGGUUUCCAUGGAUUUUCACAAAAAUUAACUCGUUCCAAGAUAAAAAAAUAAAAAACUUGUUCAAACUGUGACAGUGCAGCUUUAAAGAUCCACUCUUACUCCUAGAUAAUAUUUACCACACUCCAUGAUAUUGUUUUAAUAUUCCAAAAAGGAUGAAUAGAUGUCUAAAACAAUUUAUUUAAUGAAAGAUACUGAGUUUAAUUUGAAAGUAAUGAACAUUUAACAAGUUAUUUCUUCAUACUAAGUCUUAAGUAGACCAUAGUAAAUAUUUUAGCAUUCACCGAUCAUUUACCGUAAUAUCAAUUUGAGCUACUCAUUUGUUCUUCAACAUAUACAACAUGUGUUAUUGAGAUGGAAAUUAUCCUUUAUUAUUAAGUAUGUAGAAGUAUUUUCUCUGAUGAUGUAUCUAAAAUCAUUUUGAUGGAAAGUAUUUCCAAUCAAAAAAUCUUAUUUGUGUAAUAGAAAUAAGUCUACAUUAAAUUGUAAUACAUUUAUUGUUUCAACUUGAAUGUCUAGGUUAUUUUAGUCAUUGGUAUUAUAUGGGGUAUUAAUGUUGAUAUAUCAUUUCUUACAAUAAUUUCAUGAAGUUUUACUUUGUUCAAUACAACUCAAAAACAACUGAUGAAAAAUUGUGUAAAUUUGACCGAGUGGACUCAUGCAACAUUUUCAGAAAGAAUUACACUCAUGCAUUAUGAUGAACAAAAUGUGCAAAAUAACUGUUACAGUAAAAAUGAGCAGAGCAAAUUUUGCUAAAAUCAAUAUUGUGCUAAGCAAACCAUUACAAAAACAAAGAUGAGAAAUAAUGCUGAUAUAUUUUACAAAUCAAUAACAGAACUGUGAUGUGACAUAAACAGUAUACAUUCUUUACUCAAUACACACCAUGAAACUGAAUGUUACUGUUUAAAUGAUGUUGAAAAUAUCACUUUUUGCUUAUAAACUAUUGCAAAAGAGCAUAAAACAUCAAAAACAAUCUGUAACAAUUCAGAUAACAUAAUUGUAUAAUAUUGUUUUUCAUUUCAUUAUAAUAUCUGAUUGUUAAUGUUGUGUUAUUAUCAGUCUUCCAUUUGGUAAAGUUACAUAGUUAUAAUGAAUUGUUUGUUAAACUGACAUUAAUUGUGUGUUAAUGAAUAAGAAAUACAAUCAGUGAUAGAUGUUCAAAGUGAUCUCCACAACUUAAACUUUUGCCAUUAAAUGUAUAGCACAUGUUUUAUGUAGUUUCUCCUAUUGUUAAACAUGUUAAACAUGGACUUACAGCUACAUAAAGUAUAAAAGUUU
Molecule: messenger RNA, 2615 nt
Organism: Mya arenaria
Lineage: Eukaryota; Metazoa; Mollusca; Bivalvia; Myida; Myidae
Exons: 6
Coding region: 278-928 (216 amino acids)
Source: RefSeq, a predicted model, not a curated record